Cydia amplana is the source of this 1849-nucleotide messenger RNA. RefSeq names its product FAST kinase domain-containing protein 4. The transcript has 11 exons. The record is from RefSeq and is a predicted model, not a curated record. The coding region runs from base 115 to 1770 and encodes 551 amino acids. Gene Ontology annotation, biological process: regulation of mitochondrial mRNA stability. Gene Ontology annotation, molecular function: protein binding. NCBI's taxonomy places the organism in Eukaryota, Metazoa, Arthropoda, Insecta, Lepidoptera, Tortricidae.
AAGAAAUGUCGUGACACUUCUGUCAAAAACACUCAAAAAUAAGAUUUUUCCAAAUGCUCUAAAACCCUAUGAUCUCUGUUUACUAUCUGUUGAUAAACUAAUUCGAACUAAAAGAUGCUUAAAUUCAGUGGGAGUGUAAUUUGGAGGUUAGGAAGUCGAGCGACCCUGAGGCAGUAUUCCAGUGCCGGAGCCACAGUCGUGAAGGCUGACAAGCUGGAAGUUGAUGGAAGUUUAUCUAAUAAAAAUGCCCAAAGCGCAGAACAUGAUAAGGACACCAAGUCAGGUUUAGUAGCAGCGGCAUUUGCCACACUAAAUUCUCCAGAGACCUAUGAACCGAAGCGGCCCAGCCCCAAGUCCGUGAAGCAGAGCCGCACGCAGCAGAUGGACAUGCAGAUUGUUAAGGCUACUGACAUUAACGGCUUGUUGGCUGUGGCUGAGAACCCUGUCGUAUCAAGGAGGCAUGCUUUGAAGAUGGUAUCAAUCUUAUCAGACUGGUCCAGCUCCAAUAAAGUAAAGAUCACAGACUUCGAGAAGGACCCUCGCUUCCUGAAACUGUGUCGGAUCCUGGCACGCACCAGCACUACCCAAGCUAUGAGCUCUCUCACCAUGGCGGAGGAUCUGAGUACUGUGCUUGGCAUCACGGGGGAUGAUGAGGCAGCGAGACUGAUUGCUAAUCUCACACUGCCACAGAUGGUUAAGGUGAUGCGAGCUCUCCAUCAAAAAGGGCGCCGCAGCACGCCCCUGCUCCGAGCGCUAUCAUACAACAUAACACGACAGGCCGACACCAUAGACCUCAAGAAAUCUGCUGACCUGUUGUUCUCUAUGGCCACACUCAACUUUCCCGAUCCAUUAUUAUUGGAUAGAAUAUGCAAAGACGUAAUCGAAUGCCUACCGGCCAACAAAGACAAGCCAGCUGUGGUCAACUCCAUCAUAGUAUCGCUCGGCCUUCUAAAAUACCGCCACGAGCCAGCCCUCACAGCGAUCACUGAGUGGAUACAAACGCAUAUGCAAACAUGUCGGGCGGGGGACAUAGCGUCUGCUGUUGUAACGUUAGCUACGGUUGAUUUUAUCCCGCCAAAUAGCGAAAACUUGUUCAAAGCAGCAGAAUCCCUUAAAGAAGAGGAGAUGGCCAAGUCGUCCGCGUGGCUGGAUUUCGUGUUCGCCCUGCUCACACUCGACAAGGCGCAGCCCCAGCAACUGGUGUCGACUAUUCAGCCGGAAUUUAUUGACAAAUUGCUGUCACUAGGCGAGAUCCUCAUCCCGUCCCGGCGCAAGCUGAUGGCCAUCGACGCCUACCUCCAGCUAACCGCCCCCGCCUCCCCGCGCCUCCCCUCGGACAUCUCCGUCGGUGUACCCCUCGUGUACACUAAGGAGAAGACGCUGUACGUGCACUCCAUCAUGGACACCUUCAGGAGUCUGGUGUCCGCUGAUGCGUUUAUGAAGCGGGAGUGUAAUAGCGGCAUGGGAUUUCUGUAUGAUGCGGAGUUCGCGAUAGAUUCUAAAUGUCACCCAGUACCGUUAGAAAAAGCAGCAAAUGACAAGAGCGUAUUCAGGAUAGCAGUGCUGGGCCUGGAUUACCACGACCUCACUAGAAAGACAGCGGUUCCGCUCGGCAUCUACCAGCUAUACACCAGGAUGCUACAACUUAAGGGUUUCAAAGUGCUACAGAUCCCAUACACGGAGUUCAACCCGCGCGAAAAACUGGUCACACGAGUGCAAUACAUCGAAAAGCGGUUAAAGGAGAUUAUUAGCGAUAAGUCCGCCUCAUAGAGCCGCGAACAAUGUAUAUGUGUACAGAGUUAAGUAUCUGUUUUGUUAGUAGAAGAAUUUAUAUGGAUGAAAUGAAUCA